Molecule: messenger RNA, 1653 nt
Organism: Rhagoletis pomonella (apple maggot)
Lineage: Eukaryota; Metazoa; Arthropoda; Insecta; Diptera; Tephritidae
Product: maltase A2-like
Exons: 6
Coding region: 1-1653 (550 amino acids)
Biological process (GO): carbohydrate metabolic process
Source: RefSeq, a predicted model, not a curated record
AUGUUCCGUGCUGUAGUACCCUUAUUGACAACAGUGCUCUUCUGCGCUGGUGUCGCUUCCGCGGCAACCGAAGUUGAUUGGUGGGAGUCUGCAACACUCUACCAGAUCUACCCUCGCUCCUUUAUGGAUAGUGAUGGCGACGGAAUCGGUGAUUUGAAUGGCAUCACAUCCCGCCUGGAGUUCCUCAAGGAAAUUGGCGUCACGGCUGCGUGGCUUUCGCCAAUCUACGAGUCUCCUAUGGCGGAUAUGGGUUACGAUGUAGCCAAUUUCACAAAUAUUGAUCCUAUAUUUGGCACAUUGGCUGACUUUGAUGUGAUGAUUGCCAAGGCGCAUCAAUUAGGACUAAAAAUUAUUAUGGACUUUGUGCCAAAUCACUCGAGCGAUGAGUGUGAGUGGUUUCAGAAGUCGAUACGUCGUGAAGAUGGCUACGAUGACUUUUAUGUGUGGUCCGAUGGUAAGAUCGACCCAGAAACGGGUGAGCGGCAACUACCCAGCAAUUGGCAAGCAAUUUUUGGUGGUUCGCAAUGGACUUGGAACGAAGAUCGCCAACAGUAUUAUCUGCACCAGUUUCUAGCUAAACAACCCGACUUAAACCACACCAAUCCAAUGGUGCGUAAGCACAUGAUUGAGGUUUUGGAAUUUUGGCUUGAGCGCGGCGUGGACUCGUUUCGUAUCGAUGCUGUGCCAUUCUUCUUUGAAACGCAUUACGAAAAUGGUACCUUCCCAGAUGAGGACAGGUAUGGAAUUCAUACACUGAAUUUGCCUGAAAACGUUGAACUAUUAUAUGAAUGGCGUGAGUUUUUAGACGAAUACCAGCGAGUGCAUGGCGGCGAUUCUAGGAUCCAAGUUGCAGAAGCAUAUGCGCCAAUUGAUAUUUUGAGCGCGUACAUUGCCAACGGCACCCACGUCGGUGCGCAGAUGCCUCUGAAUUUUAAUUUCAUUGAAUUACGCACCUCAACCACGGCAGAGGACGUCGAACAGCGCGCUAAAAUGUGGAUGGAUGUUAUGUGGACAAAGCAUCGGUCGGCCAAUUGGCAAGCAGGCAACCAUGACAACAGUCGUCCGGCUACACGUAUAGGCGAGAAAAGAGUGGAUAUGAUGACGAUGAUAGUGCACGCCAUGCCCGGCGCAUCGGUCACUUAUAACGGUGAUGAGAUCGGCAUGACUGACAUGGACACAGACUCUGACAAUUACCGAGAUCCAGAGCGCACGCCAAUGCAAUGGGACACAUCGGAGAAUGCCGGCUUCAGCACAGGCAACUCCACUUGGCUGCCAAUCAAUCCGAACUACAAAUACCUCAACGUACAAACACAACGGGGCGUGGCACGCAGUACUUUGAAUAUUUACAAAGGAAUGACCAAGCUGAAAAAAACUGCCGCCUUCAAGGCGUUCAAGGAGGAUGGUGGUUUCUCGUAUGGAGCUUUGUCGAAGCAAAUCUUUCACAUAGUGAGAACUGCUGCUGGUAGAGAGGAGUAUCGUUUGCUAGCGAAUUUUGGGAACCAAAUAGAAUACUUGGAUGGUUUGACCAACAAGACAAUGGAGUAUGUGCUGCUCACUUCAUAUUCGCCCCAUAAGUAUGGUGAUAAAGUUGAUUUAAGUAAACGUAUCUAUUUGAUGCCCUAUGAAGCGGUUAUUCUUCGGUGGACUGCGUAG